GGGCGGCCGCGCGGGCGGCAGAGGCCGCGGUGGCAGCCAUCGAGCCCGUGGCCCGGGCGGCCCAAGAGCUGCGGGAGGAGACGGCCGCCCUCCGAGGGCAGGUGGAGCGCCUGAGCCUCCGGCUGGAGGUCCUGAGCCUCCGGCUGGGGCCGCCCGACCCCAGCGCCCUCCUCCUGGCCGCCGAGGACCCCGAGGCCCUCUUCCAGGGAGUGGAGGAUGAGGAGGGGCCCGAGGCCACCCCGGUGGCCCAUCCCCCGGCCUUCAGCACCCGGCGUCUGUCCUCCGCGCCUUUGUCCCGUGACAGCAGCCUCAUGGACGCGGAGACAGUGGCAGAGACUCCCGCCGUGGUGGAGCUGGCCGUGGCCGUGGACAACGGCGCAGAGAAGGACCGGAUGGGGAAGGAGCCCGAGCCCCAGCGCCCGGGCAAGCUGUCCCCGGAGGAGCUGGCCGCCAUAGAAGAUGAGAGUGUUCUGGACAGGAUGUUGGACCAGACGACAGACUUUGAGGAGAGGAGGCUGAUCCGCUCUGCCCUUCGGGACCUCCGGCAGAAGAAAAGAGACCAGCGGGACCGAGAGAGGGAGCGGCGGCUCCAGGAGGCCCGGGCCCGGCCCGGGGAGGGCCGGGGCACUACGGCCACAGAGACCACCACCCAGCAGAGCCAGAAGUCGGCCGACGGCUCUGCCGUGAGGACCAUCACCAAGACGGAGCGGCUGGUCCAGUCUAGCGAUGGCAGCCGGACCUCCCGGACCACCACAGUGGAGUCGAGUUUCGUGAAGCAAUCUGAGAAUGGCGGCAGCAGGACCAUGGUCCAGACCAAGUCCUUCAGCUCCUCGUCCAAGAAGAUGGGCAGCAUCUUCGACCGCGAGGAUGAGGCCCCCUCCCCGUCCCGGGCAGGCAGCCUGGCAGCUCUGGAGCGGCGCCAGGCUGAGAAGAAGAAGGAGCUGAUGAAGGCCCAGAGCCUGCCCAAGACUUCGGCCUCCCAUGCUCGCAAGGCCAUGAUCGAGAAGCUGGAGAAGGAGGGCGGAGGCAGUGGGGGCAGCAGCCCCGCUGGCCCGCGGGGAGCAGUGCAGCGCUCGUCCAGCUUCGGGGUCCCCAACGCCAACAGCAUCAAGCAGAUGUUGCUAGACUGGUGCCGGGCAAAGACCCGCGGCUACGAGGUGAGCGGCCCAGCCCGGGCACCCCGACUCCGGCCUGCCGAGACCCAGCCACCUGCAG
Molecule: messenger RNA, 1215 nt
Organism: Gracilinanus agilis (Agile Gracile Mouse Opossum)
Lineage: Eukaryota; Metazoa; Chordata; Mammalia; Didelphimorphia; Didelphidae
Product: smoothelin-like
Exons: 8
Source: RefSeq, a predicted model, not a curated record